AUGACCCCCCCAAACCCCAUCAAUGAAAUAACCGGCUCCCUCUACCAUUACGCCCCGGGAUACAAAAUCCUACUAUCAACGUUCAUCGCCAUCUCUUGGUACAAUGCCACCGAGCUCCUCAUCCUCAUCUUCUGCACCUUCCGCCGCUACCGCGGCCUCUACUUCUGGAGCCUGCUAGUCUCAUCCUGUCUAGGGGUCACCCCAUACUCACUGGGGUUUCUCUUCAAGUUCUUCUCCACGUACAGCCCAUUCCUCGGCGUAUCGCUACUGACGGUUGGAUGGUGGUGCAUGGUAACAGGGCAGUCGAUGGUGCUGUAUUCGCGGCUGCAUCUGGUCGUCCGGGACGAACGGCUGCUGCGGAAAGUGCUGAUUAUGAUCUGGGUGAAUUUCGUGGUUCUGCAUAUCCCCACCACGGUGCUUACAUAUGGGUCGAAUGCGCAGAAUGUGCGGUCGGGAGAGUUUGUGCGAGGAUAUAAUAUCAUGGAGAAGAUUCAGAUGACUGGGUUCACAGUGCAGGAGUUGAUCAUCUCGGGGAUUUAUAUCUGGGAAACGAUUCGGUUGCUGAAGUUGGGGUGGGAUGAGAAUAAACGGAGGAUUAUGCAUCGGCUUGUUGGGAUUAAUGUUGUCAUGCUGCUUUUGGAUUUGAUUCUUUUGGCGCUGGAGUAUGCGAAUCAGUAUGCAUUGCAGAUCACACUCAAGGGCAUGUUUUAUAGUAUCAAGUUGAAGCUUGAAUUUGCUGUGUUGGGUAAGUUGGUUGAUGUUGUUUGUGGUGAGCGGCUGCCUACGCAGUUGGUUUUUGAGGAGCCGGGGUUGCCGUUGAACCCGGUGGGCACUUCUGUUGCAUCGUCCAGUCAUCUGCUCGAUGCUAGGCCGGUUCAUACCCCGGAGUCGACGGCGCAAACGGUACGGCAGGGUGUGUCGAGUGGCAAGAAUUCGAGCCUGGAGCAGAUUUCUACCUGGGUAGAGAGGCAGCGGCAGAAUGAUUCAUGA
Molecule: messenger RNA, 990 nt
Organism: Aspergillus ruber CBS 135680
Lineage: Eukaryota; Fungi; Ascomycota; Eurotiomycetes; Eurotiales; Aspergillaceae
Exons: 1
Coding region: 1-990 (329 amino acids)
Source: RefSeq, a predicted model, not a curated record